AAUACAUCGACAUGUUUUGUAUACGACUGUAUAAGGUUAUGUCUCGUGCAAAUUUUUAAAUUGCCGGGACGUAUUCUUUAGAGACAUUACACGUAAUUCUUAAGAUGUAACAAGAUUUAAAAAUUAUUUUUUGAGUUGUGACAGUUACGUAGUCUUGGACGACAAAAAAAUGAAGCUGGUCAAGCCGAAUUGGGUUACUCAUGAUGGAUAUCCGAUUUUCUCUAUUGAUAUACAUCCUGAUGGAAAAAGAUUUGCCACUGGUGGUCAAGGUGGUGAUUCAGGGAGAGUUGUAAUAUGGAACAUGGAGCCAGUGGUUAGCGAGACUGCUGAAUUAGAUUCUAAUGUUCCAAAGAUGCUUUGCCAAUUAGAUAACCAUCUCGCAUGUGUAAAUUGUGUAAGAUGGAGCAACAGUGGAUUAUUGGCAUCUGGUGGUGUAGAUAAACUUAUUAUGAUUUGGAGAUUAUCCGGAUCAGGAGGAAGUUCCAUUUUUGGUGGAAAAGCCAGUGUAGAAACUUGGAGAUGUAUUGCAACAUUGCGUUCACAUGAAGCUGAUGUACUUGAUCUCGCAUGGGCACCACAUAGCCCAUGGCUAGCUUCUGCUUCAGUGGAUAACAGUGUAAUAGUAUGGGAUGCUUCCAAAUUUCCUGCAGUGGUCGCAGUAUUAAAAGGUCAUACAGGUUUUGUAAAAGGAAUCACUUGGGAUCCUGUGGGAAAAUACUUAGCAUCUCAAUCCGAUGACAAAACAUUAAGGGUGUGGCGUACUACGGAUUGGACAGAAGCAGCAUUAAUAUCUGAACCGUUUGACGAGUGUGGUGGAACGACUCAUGUCCUGAGGCUUUCCUGGAGUCCAGAUGGUCAAUAUUUGGUGUCUGCUCAUGCUAUGAAUGGAGGUGGACCUACUGCUCAAAUCAUAGAAAGAGAUGGUUGGACACAGGAUAAAGAUUUUGUUGGUCAUCGGAAAGCAGUAACUUGUGUUAGUAGCCUUCAUGAACGAUUGUACGGUAAACCAUUGGUUCAAGGAGGCUGUAUGGUGAUGGAAGCACCAGAACUCCUCAAUUUGAAGCAACCGGCAUCAAAUCAAUCUUCCCAAGUAUCUGUUCCUAGUAUUCCCCCAGUCACUAAUACAGCAACUACUCCUGUUAAAGGACCUAUCAAUAAACAAAUUGAAACGAGAACUUCUGAUGGCAAACGAAGAAUUACGCCUAUGUUCAUUCCACCGCCGGCAGAUACAACGGAUACAAAUAUCACUGGCACACCAACAUUUACGAGUAAAGUACAAACGAAAAGUUCGAUUGUGAUAGAGAAACGUAACGAUGUCGUUGCACCCAACGUUACUUCAUCCGUAAAACCAGCUACCGUUGACACUCCAGGAUCUUCUCUUACAUUGAAACGCAAAGAACAAACAACACCGAGAAUACACCAUUCUUCGCCAAGUAAAAAGCCCAAAUUCGUAUCUGAUAGAAACACAGGUCAGAUGUUAUUGCCUCCGUUGAAGCCGUCCAGCUCGUUAUCUCAGCAGGCGGGUCAUUACGCUGUAACUGUCACUAAUAGUCAAGGCUUGGCCCAUUUACAAGUAUUUAAAGGCACAGAUUCUGAACCAACGUGGGAUAUCUAUUUAGGAUAUAGUGCUGUAGCAUUAGCAGCAUCACCAGCUGUGAUAGCCUUGGGUUUAGAGGACGGGAGUCUUCACACAUUUCAUCCCGCGAAAGGAUGUCGACCAGCGCCACCAUUAGCACCACCAGCACCGUUGGCAAAAGUUCACGCUGUUGGGAAUGCGGUGAUGGUGAUAUCAAGCUGCGGUGCCGUUCGCGUAUGGGAAAUAGGAAAUACAUGUAGAAUGAUUGUUUCAACCUCGGCUGCUCACUUAGCAGUGCCUGGAACAUCCUUAUUGUCAUGUACUUUGUAUAAUGGAAUGCCUCAUGUAGCAUUUACUAAUGCACGAGCAUAUAUAUACCACAAAGAUAUGGGGACGUGGCUGUUAAUUGGAGAUAGUCAAGAUCCAGUGUGGCGAUGGUCGUCAUUCAACGUACUGAGCACUUCUGGUAAUAGAGCACCCAGAGGACCUUUGUCAUCACUACAGGAAGGAUUGCUUAGAACUGCCGGGAAUACCUUACCAAAUCCACGAUUACCGCAUAGUGCACCAAGCGUGGUUUCUUACUUGGAACAACAGUUACUUGCAUCUAAAGCUCUUGGAAGCGCUCAAGAAUAUGUUCAUUGGCUUAUGGCUCUGGUGUCAUUCUUAUUAACGCAAGAUGGUUUGGAAAAACGUCUAAGGUUAAUUUUGGAUGAUCUUUUGGGCCCAAGCCAUACGUCAGCUUCUAAAAGUGUAUGGGAUCCUGUUAUUUUAGGGAAUAAAAAACAUAAGCUUCUGGGCGAUGUUCUAGCUGUGGUUGGUGGCCAUCUUCGUUGGCAAAGGUUAUACCUCGAAUAUUCAGAGCAGUUAACAACGCUGAAGAAUCAGAUUAAUUAAUGGUGAUUUAUCAUAAUGCAAAUUCAUUAUGCCAAAAGCAACUCAUCUUUUAGAUUAGUGUCUUGUAUAUUUCUAAAGAUAUUGUCAUAAGAUAUAUAUUUACAAAUAAGACUGUACAGUUUUUAUAACAUGUGACUUGAUACAAUUGUAUAAUAAUGAAUAAACAAUUUUUAGUAUAUUAACA
Pogonomyrmex barbatus (red harvester ant) is the source of this 2654-nucleotide messenger RNA. RefSeq names its product histone cell cycle regulator-like protein (gene Hira). Gene Ontology annotation, biological process: regulation of DNA-templated transcription; chromatin remodeling; DNA-templated transcription. NCBI's taxonomy places the organism in Eukaryota, Metazoa, Arthropoda, Insecta, Hymenoptera, Formicidae. The record is from RefSeq and is a predicted model, not a curated record. Gene Ontology annotation, cellular component: nucleus; HIR complex; chromatin. Gene Ontology annotation, molecular function: protein binding; nucleosome binding.